GGGCUGCCGGGAGCGCAGCGCGCGCCGCCCGGGCCCCGGCACUGCUCGCCCUCCGGACCCGACCCUUCCGGAGCAGGGACCGCGGCCACCGCGCCGGACGCGCCCCCCGCCGCGCGGGACGCCACAGCGGACGAGACUUCCCCGCGCCGGACAUCGCUCCCCACUCCCCCGGCCGGGCCUGGACGUCGUGCCCUCCUCCUCCAGGGGCCCCCAGUGUCGCCCCCUGCACCCCCGAGGGGGUCCCUGACACCCAGCACUGGACGUCGCCCCCCCCCGCCCCCCCGCGCGCCAAGCCCCACAGGCUCCGCGACCCCGGCCCGCGCGCCCGAUGCCUCUCCCCGGGGGGCUGUGGUGGCGGCUCCUCUGCUGCCAUCGGGGCUUCACCCUGCUGCACCGGGACUACGGCGACGGCGAGCUCAGCGGGGACGGGGACGGGGACGAGGACGAGACCUUCGAGCUGCGGACCCCGAGUCCGGUGGGCGGCGGGCGGGGUGCCCUGGAGGUGACGCUGACCCAGCCCGGGAGGAGCGGGCCGGUCUCUGACAGGCUGCAGAGCUGGGAGGAGACGCGGAGCCUCAUCAGGGACAAGGGGCUGCGGGAGGACGACCCCGACGUGGUUGUGAAAGGCUGGCUGUACCGAGAGCCCCGCGCAGGAGGGGCGCGGCCGUGGCUGCCCCCGCGCCGAGCCUGGUUCGUGCUCACGCGCGACUCCCUGGACCAGUUCAGUGGCAGCGGGAAGGGCGCGCGGCGCCUCGGCAGCCUGGUGCUCACCAGCCUGUGCUCCGUGACCGGCCCUGAACGCAAGCCCAAGGAGACCGGUCUAUGGUCGGUGACCGUGUCCGGCCGGAAACACAACGUCCGCCUGUGCUCCCCGCGCCAGGCUGAGGCGGAGCGCUGGGGGGUGGCCUUGCGGGAAGUGAUCUCCUCCAAGGUACCCCUGGAGACGCCUACCCAGCUCCUGCUCAGGGACAUCCAGGAGAGUUGUGCGGACCCCGAGGCAGUGGCCCUCAUCUACCGGCGGAACCCCAUUCUGCGGCACACCAGUGGCGCCCUGUAUGCCCCGCUCCUGCCCCUGCCCUACGGAGGGGGCGCCCCAGGUCCGGGCUACGCACCCCUGCGAGAGGAGGCGGUGAGGCUGUUCCUGGCGCUGCAGGCGCUGGAGGGGGCACGGUGGCCCGGGCCCCUGAUGCAGGGCGUGCUGCAAACCUGCCAGGACCUGCCCGCGCUCCAGGACGAGCUUUUCCUGCAGCUGGCUAAGCAGACCUCAGGCCCUGCGGGUCCUCCAGGGCUCCCUGCUACGCAGGACCCCGCCGCCCUGCGGUACUGGCAGCUCCUCACCUGCAUGAGCUGUACCUUCAGGCCUGGGGGCGCAGUCCGGGGUCACCUCCUGGGGCACUUGGAGAGGACAGAGCGGGCGCUCCCCGACUCGGAGCUGGCAGAAUACGCGCGCUUCAUCCGCAGGGCGCUGGGCCGCACGCGCUGCCGAGAGCUGGUGCCGUCGCUGGCGGAGAUCGCUGCGCUGAGCCGGCGGCAGGAGCUGCAGUGCACCGUGCACUGUCCCGGCGCCGGGGCCUGCCCGGUGGCCAUCGACUCCUACACGACCGCGGGCGAGGUGGCUCGGGAGCUGGUGGGGCGGCUGGGUUUGGCGCGGAGCCGCAACGCAUUCGCGCUGUACGAGCAGCGCGGGGCCCAGGAGCGCGCACUGGCCGGGGGCACCGUCGUGGCCGACGUGCUCACCAGGUUUGAGAACCUGGCGGCCCAGGAAGCCGGGCCCGAGGACUCAGCGGACCCGGGGUGGAGGCUGUGCCUGCGCCUUCAAGGGCCUCUGCAUCCCGAGGGCCUGUCCCCCGACGGCCCCCAGCUGCCGUUCCUCUUUGAGCAGGCUCACGCUCUGCUGCUGCACGCCCGGCCCGCCCCGCCCGCCCCGCCGCGGCCUGCGCCCUCCGCCGCCCUGCUGGCCGGGGCCGCCCGGAGCCCCUGCCUGGCCGCGAGGCACGCGGAGCGGGGGCCACGGCGGGGCGCGGCGGGGAGCGCGGAGCCAGGCCGGGGAGGCGCACGCCCAGCGGCCGCGGUGCUGGGCGGCUGGAAGCGGCUGCGGGGCCUGGGCCGGGCCGAGGCCAUGGCUGCCUACCUGGCGCUGGCGGCGCAGUGUCCAGGGCUCGGCGCUGCUCGGUAUGACGUUCUGGAGCUGAGCACGGAGCCUGGCCGAGGCGCUCCACAGAAGCUGUGCCUGGGCCUGGGAGCCAAGGCCCUGUCCCUCUCCCGGCCUGGGGACCCGGAACCUAUCCACAGCGUCAGCUAUGGCCACGUGGCCGCCUGCCAGCUGAUGGGCCCUCACACCUUGGCGCUGAGAGUCGGGGACAGCCAGCUCUUCCUGCAGAGCCCACAGGUGGAAGAGAUCAUGCAGCUGGUGAAUGCCUGCCUGGCCCCGUCCCCGGAGAGGCCUCCCUGCCAAGACCAGCCAGAUGCCCCCCCUCCCAGCCUGGACGAGCCCCACGGACAGUCUGGAUGCUUGGGGCAGCUGCAGGACUGAGCCUGCCAAAAGGUCACGGCUUCCGUGCCGCCUCCGGCCCGGGGCCAGAGCUGCCCUGGAAUCUGAGGGGACACAGACCCUUCCGGCCCUGCAGGGACAGGGCCCACCCACACCCAAGGACUGAGAUGGUGUGGGCAAUUUUCUAGUUUGUUUCUUAAUUUAUUUGUAGAACAGAAGCAAAAAAAAAAAAAUUCCUUAUUUACACAAA
This is a messenger RNA of Heterocephalus glaber (naked mole-rat), 2741 nucleotides long. RefSeq names its product pleckstrin homology, MyTH4 and FERM domain containing H3 (gene Plekhh3). Lineage: Eukaryota; Metazoa; Chordata; Mammalia; Rodentia; Bathyergidae. Gene Ontology annotation, cellular component: cytoskeleton. The record is from RefSeq and is a predicted model, not a curated record.